This is a messenger RNA of Plasmodium cynomolgi strain B, 675 nucleotides long. RefSeq names its product CYIR protein. The record is from RefSeq and is a predicted model, not a curated record. The transcript has 2 exons. The annotation marks the transcript as partial. Lineage: Eukaryota; Apicomplexa; Aconoidasida; Haemosporida; Plasmodiidae.
AUGUCAUUUCAGUGUCCACAUUUAAAUAAGGAAAACAGUAAAAAGAAUGAAUUUUAUAUAAAGUGUGGUACUGAAAUAUUUAAACCAUUUCUUCCUAAUUUUUAUAGUGUAAAGAAUGAAUAUCUGAAUUAUAUUAAGGAAAUCAAUGAUCCCAUCUUACGACACAUUUCUAUUUAUUUUGUACAAUAUUAUAUAGAUGGGUACCACUAUUAUGGUGAGAGUCAUCAUACUUACAGAAGCGAAGCUUGCAAAUAUCUCAAUAGAUGGUUACAAGAAAAAAAAGAUUUAUUCACGUAUGGUGAGCAGUGUCAAACAAAAAUGAAUUUAUGGGAAAGUAAAUUUAAAAAUCUGUGGGAUAUGUUAAAAAAUGAAUACACUAUUCCAAACACUAAUGAGAAAAAACCAUGGUGCGAUAAAAUUAACUUAUCAUUAACAACCAAAUAUCCUCAUGAAUUGACAUCACUUAAUUGUGUAGAAAGCAUUUCUCAAGAAUCUAGUAGUUCUGAUCCCCGUCCUCAACAAGUUAUAACGGAUUGCGAAUGUACUGAAACUGUAGUUCCUAUAAGUCUCGCACAGCAAAAUCAUGUCCCAGAAAUGGAUCGAACUAAAAAUAUUGUGGCUACUUCAGGCUUUACAGCUUUUGGAACAAUUGGCACUUUACUUCUAUUAUAUAAG